Cicer arietinum (chickpea) is the source of this 1201-nucleotide messenger RNA. RefSeq lists its product as uncharacterized. NCBI's taxonomy places the organism in Eukaryota, Viridiplantae, Streptophyta, Magnoliopsida, Fabales, Fabaceae. Gene Ontology annotation, molecular function: metal ion binding. The record is from RefSeq and is a predicted model, not a curated record.
AGUUUUCUUAAGUGGUUAAUUUCCUGAAGCAUCUUGGUACCAAAAGGUGCGAUUGCGAUGUGAUAUAGGCGAUUUCACAUCUUAACUUAUUGAUUGUAAAUUUGUUGAAUUUUGCAGCAGAAGAAGGAAGGAGGAAAAGGAUGGAAGAUGAAUCAGCAGCGAGCAAGUGUGAUUUUUCGAAUGAUUCCAGUUGCUCCUGCCCAAUCUGCCUGGGACCGUUAAUUCAAGUUUCAUACCUCGACCACUGUUUUCAUAAGUUUUGCUUCAAUUGCAUUUUACGCUGGACCAACGUCGUUUCUGGUAACCACCGUACUCCAAUUUCUUCUGUAAAAUGCCCCCUUUGUAAGAGAGAUAAUUUUUCUAUCAUAUAUGGAGUUGAUGGAACUUGCUUUCAACGCCAUUAUGUAAAUGCUAAUGUUGAAGAUUGUUUUAUCUUAUCCAGAGCACACAGAUAUAGAUUACAAUGCUAUUAUACUGAACAAGGUUUCUUAGAAGACAUAUUCAAUAUAUUGCAAUAUUGGAAAUCUUGUAAGUAUAAUCAGCCAAACAACUGGCUUCAAAGUUGGUUAACAAGGGAAAUUCAAGCCCUUACCCAGGAGGAGGAUGUUGACAUCAUUGUCCACCAUAUCUUUGGUGUGGUCAAAGCAUUAUGGACAAGAGAGCAGAAGUCAGGCAUAAAUGUACCUGAAAAUAAACAGGAGGAGUUCAAGAUGUCAGUCUCUGAAGCAGCAAGGCCUUUUCUGGGAGCAAGAACGGACAGAUUUGUGUAUGAAAUUCAACUAUUUCUUGCUUCAGGAUUGAAUAUUGAAGCUUAUGACGCAGUAUACAUUCAACGAUUAGGUUGGAGCUCACCAGGGGUAAACACUGAAGUUUCUCAAAAUGAAUUGAUUGAUCGAUCUACUGUGAUUCCAUACCUGUACAUAUUUGAUGAUGACUCUGAUGGAAAUGAGUAGAUUCCUUUUUUUUUCUCCCAUAUUUUUCUCAUUUGUUGUUGUAAUUCUUGGAUAAAGGGAUUACUCCUCAAAUGGCACAGGAGUAAAUUUUAUAUAUAUCAGAGUGCGUUAUUGAGGGGUUGGAUCCUCUCUAGCUACAUUGCAAUUUUCCGUCCAAGGGCCUGAAGUUAUUAACAUAUACUUUUAAUGGAUAUUUAUUAUUAUGUAUUAAAAAAAUUCAUUGUCUAGAUCGUAUGAUGUUCUAACAA